Molecule: messenger RNA, 1164 nt
Organism: Xenopus tropicalis (tropical clawed frog)
Lineage: Eukaryota; Metazoa; Chordata; Amphibia; Anura; Pipidae
Gene: slc35h1
Product: solute carrier family 35 member H1
Cellular component (GO): membrane
Source: RefSeq, marked validated
CUUCACAGGACGAUAAACGUGUUUGCACAUUCCCAGGAUGCUUUGUUCCUUAGAGCCACGUCCUGAUGCAAAGGCUAAAGUGGAGUCCUGGAGUAAGGGAACGGGGCGGAGAGUUUCUGCUUUUAAACAGUCUAUGCCUCUCCGGUCACGUCCCACAUGGUGUUUCUCAGAUGCCACCUGACCUGAUGUUAUACAGCAAGACCCGAUCAUCUUUACAAAGGAGGAGAUAGUUGGAUUGGGUGGAGCAAUGGCCUUCCAAUGCUGCUUCGUCCUAGGGAAGGUUCUUCUGACCUUGGGACUGGUCCUUUUCUACUAUUGCUUCUCCAUCGGCAUCACUUUCUACAACAAGUGGCUGCUCAAGAGUUUCCAUUUUCCUCUCUUCAUGACACUUGUGCACCUCAUAAUGAUCUUCCUGCUGUCCGGAUUCAGCAGAUUGCUUGCGGCUUGUUACACCGGCCACCCACGGGUCAUACUUCCCUGGAAAGACUACCUCAAGAAAGUGGCCCCCACAGCACUGGCCACAGCCCUUGACAUUGGACUUUCCAACUGGAGCUUCCUGUACAUCACUGUAUCUCUGUAAGUCAUAAAGCGGGGAAGGCGGGUGUUUGGAAUGAUGGCGAGCUAGAGGCCAAUGGGAUACUGAAAUCCCUUCAGAAAGGUAUUACAGCUUGUGGCUGCAUCAGGUGGCCUAAACCGCUGUUGUGUCCCCCAUGGCAGCUGUAAGAAUGCAGUACAAGAGCAGAAUGCAGCCUACUGUAAGGCACGGCCUUGUUUGCUGCCUACCAAAACCCCUGCCUUCAUAUAUUUAUUGAUUUUGGCAGCUGGAUCCUGUGUAAUAUACUUCCUUAGUCAGUGAAUGGAGCAGGAGUAUGAAUCCUUAUGCAGAUGGUGAUACUAAAGGGUGGUUCACCUUUAAGUUAACUUUUCUAUGUUAUAGAAUAGCCUAUUCUUAGCAACUUUGCAAUUGGUCUUAAUUUUUUAUUUUUUUUUAUAUAUUUACCUUCCUUUUCUGACUCUUCUUCCCAGCUUUCAAAUGGUGGGGUCACUGACCCCAGCAGCCAAAAAAAUUUUAUUGUUAAUUUUUUAUACUUUUCUGUUUAGGCCCCCCUUGGUUGCCAAUUUAGCCUAGCAACCAGGCAGUGGUUUGAAAGAGAGACUGAAACA